CAGCCCACACUGGACAUCGCAGCCCACAGAGCUGCACAUCAGCUGUGGAGGGAGCCUCAUUGCCACCAUGAACUUCUCCGGCAAGUACCAACUACAGAGCCAGGAAAACUUUGAGGCCUUCAUGAAGGCAGUCGGUCUGCCUGACGAACUCAUCCAGAAGGGGAAGGACAUCAAGGGGGUGUCGGAGAUCGUGCAGAACGGGAAGCACUUCAAGCUCACCAUCACCACGGGGUCCAAAGUGAUCCAAAAUGAGUUCACUUUGGGGGAGGAGUGUGAGCUGGAGACCAUGACUGGGGAGAAGGUCAAGGCAGUGGUUCAGAUGGAAGGUGACAAUAAGCUGGUGACAACUUUCAAAGGCAUCAAGUCUGUGACCGAACUCAAUGGCGACACAAUCACCAAUACCAUGACACUGAAUAACAUUGUCUUCAAGAGAAUCAGCAAGAGAAUUUAGACAAGUCUGCAUUUCAUAUUCUUUUACUGUGUAAAAUUAAUGUAAUAAAGCGAACUUUGUUUUAAAAAAAGAAGU
Messenger RNA from Neofelis nebulosa (Clouded leopard), 526 nucleotides. RefSeq names its product fatty acid binding protein 1 (gene FABP1). Gene Ontology annotation, biological process: fatty acid transport. The record is from RefSeq and is a predicted model, not a curated record. Lineage: Eukaryota; Metazoa; Chordata; Mammalia; Carnivora; Felidae. Gene Ontology annotation, molecular function: fatty acid binding. Gene Ontology annotation, cellular component: cytosol; nucleus. Bases 68 to 451 code for a protein of 127 amino acids. The transcript is spliced from 4 exons.